Melopsittacus undulatus (budgerigar) is the source of this 8292-nucleotide messenger RNA. It is a transcript of the gene DAB2IP, whose product is annotated as DAB2 interacting protein. The transcript is spliced from 15 exons. Bases 34 to 3417 code for a protein of 1127 amino acids. The record is from RefSeq and is a predicted model, not a curated record. Lineage: Eukaryota; Metazoa; Chordata; Aves; Psittaciformes; Psittaculidae. Gene Ontology annotation, biological process: regulation of GTPase activity.
UCCCCCCCGGAGAGGUGCGGGCAGAGGCGCAGCAUGCCCAGCGGGGUCCCCGAGAAGAACCCCACCAUGGAGCCUGCUGCCACAACACCCUUCCGCGUCACGGGGUUCCUCAGCCGGCGGCUCAAAGGCUCCAUCAAAAGGACAAAGAGCCAACCGAAGCUCGAUAGGAACAGCAGCUUCCGGCACAUUUUACCUGGCUUCAGGAGUGUGGACAAUGAAAGAUCCCAUCUAAUGCCGAGGCUGAAAGAAUCACGCUCCCACGAGUCUUUGCUCAGUCCCAGUAGUGCUGUUGAGGCUCUGGAUCUCAGUAUGGAGGAAGAAGUGGUCAUCAAGCCGGUCCACAGUAGCAUCCUGGGACAAGACUAUUGCUUUGAGGUGACGACUUCAUCAGGAAGUAAGUGCUUCUCGUGUCGUUCGGCAGCAGAGCGAGAUAAAUGGAUGGAAAACCUGCGGCGUGCCGUGCACCCAAAUAAGGACAACAGCAGAAGGGUAGAGAAUAUGUUAAAGUUAUGGAUUAUUGAGGCCAAGGACCUGCCAGCUAAGAAGAAGUACUUGUGUGAAUUAUGCCUGGAUGAUGUUCUUUAUGCACGAACUACCUGUAAAUUGAAAACUGAUAAUGUCUUUUGGGGGGAGCACUUUGAAUUUAAUAACCUCCCAUCGCUCAAAAACAUUACAGUGCACUUAUACAAAGAGACUGACAAGAAGAAGAAGAAGGACAAGACCAACUUCAUUGGCCAGGUGAACAUCCCUGUCAGCUCCGUCACGGGCCGGCAGUUCGUAGAGAAGUGGUACCCAGUGGUGAGCCCCAACCCGGGCAAGGGCAAGUCCCCGGGGCCCAUGAUCCGCAUCAAGUCACGAUACCAGAGUAUGAGCAUUCUUCCCAUGGAGAUGUACAAAGAGUUUGCUGAGUACAUCACUAACAAUUACAUGGUGCUGUGCUCGGUGCUGGAGCCCUCGCUGAGCGUGAAGAACAAAGAGGAGAUGGCAUCUGCGCUGGUGCACAUCCUGCAGAGUACAGGCAAGGCCAAGGAUUUCUUGACUGACCUGAUGAUGUCUGAAGUUGAUCGCUGUGGUGAGAAUGAGCAUCUCAUUUUCAGGGAGAACACACUGGCCACCAAAGCAAUCGAAGAAUACCUGAAGCUGGUGGGGCAGAAAUACUUGCAAGAUGCCUUAGGGGAAUUUAUCAAGGCACUGUAUGAAUCAGAUGAGAACUGCGAGGUGGAUCCCAGUAAGUGUUCAUCUUCAGACCUUCCUGAACAUCAGAGCAACCUGAAAAUGUGCUGUGAGCUGGCCUUCUGCAAGAUCAUCAACUCCUACUGUGUCUUCCCAAGGGAGCUCAAGGAAGUUUUUGCCUCGUGGAGACAAGAAUGCAGCAACCGCGGCCGCCCGGACAUCAGCGAGCGCCUGAUCAGUGCCUCCCUGUUCCUGCGGUUCCUGUGCCCGGCCAUCAUGUCCCCGUCCCUCUUCAGCCUCCUGCAGGAGUACCCGGAUGACCGCACUGCUCGCACUUUGACCCUCAUUGCCAAGGUCACCCAGAACCUCGCCAACUUUGCCAAGUUUGGCAGCAAAGAGGAAUACAUGUCCUUUAUGAACCAGUUCCUGGAACACGAAUGGACUAACAUGCAGAGGUUUCUCCUGGAGAUCUCCAACCCCGAAACCAUCUCAAACACUGCUGGCUUUGAAGGCUACAUUGACCUUGGCCGGGAACUGUCCACUUUGCACUCGCUACUCUGGGAAGUCAUUUCUCAACUGGAGCAGAGCACUGCAACGAAGCUUGGGCCUCUGCCUCGGAUCCUGAGGGAUGUCAACUCUGCGCUCAGUAACCCGGCCUGCGUGCAGGUCUCGGUCAUGGCCGAUCACACUGCAUCCACACCCAGUGCUGGCAACAGCAUCUCUGCGGGGCUCCAGAAAAUGGUGAUAGAGAAUGACUUGUCUGGUCUGAUAGAUUUCACACGGUUACCAUCUCCAACCCCUGAAAACAAGGACUUGUUUUUUGUCACAAGGUCUGCUGGGGCCCAGCCCUCGCCUGCCCGAAGCUCCAGUUACUCAGAGGCCAAUGAGCCCGACGUGCAGAUGUCUAAUGGCAGCAAGAGUUUGUCCAUGGUGGACUUGCAGGACAAUCGGCUCUUGGACAGUGGGGCCAACGCGCCGGGCGCGGCUGACUCCCUCAAUGACAGUCAGUCAUCCCUGGGGCAGUUGCAGGGCAUAUGGACCACACGGACUCAGCAGAACAGCAUCACGGGCAUGGCCACCGUGCGCCGCGUGGGCCAGACCCCGACCACGCCGAGCGGCGAGAGCGCUCCGGGCCGGCCGCAGCUCCUGGCCCCGCUGUCCUUCCAGAACCCCGUGUACCAGAUGGCAGCAGGGCUGCCGCUGUCCCCGCGCGGCCUGGACUCGGGCUCCGAGUGCCACAGCUCGCUCAGCUCCCACAGCAACAGCGAGGAGCUGACAGCCAACAAACACGGCUUCACCGCGCCCGUGGCCGAGGACUUCGCGCGCCGCACCGGGGAGCUGGCCCGCAGGCAGCUCUCGCUCACCGAGAAGGGUGGGCAGCCCACGGUGCCAAGGCAGAACAGUGCGGGGCCGCAGCGCCGGAUAGACCAGCCCCCACCGCCACCACCGCCGGCCACCCGCGGCCGCACGCCGCCCUCCCUGCUGAGCACCGUCCAGUACCCACGGCCCUCCAGCGGCACCAUCAUGUCCUCCUCGCCGGACUGGCCUGGCAGCGGAGCCCGGCUCCGGCAGCAGUCGUCAUCCUCCAAGGGUGACAGCCCCGAGAUGAAGCAGCGCACGAUGCACAAGCAGGCCCCUUCUCCUGUGAACCCCAAUGCCCUGGACCGCACUGCCGCUUGGCUUUUGAAUAUGAACAUGCAGUUUUUAGAAGAUGAAAGCAUUGACCCAGAUUCCAAGCACAGGGAUAAGCUCAGGAAUAAGGACGAGCUCAGCCAAGCAGAAAAGUACCAGCAGGACCUGGUGGUGCUGCAGGACAAGCUGCGCAUUUCCAACAAGAAGCUGGAGGAGUAUGAGACUCGCUUCAAAUGCCAGGAGGAGACGACGCAGAAGCUGAUGCUGGAAUACCAGGCCAGGCUGGAGGAGAGCGAGGAGCGGCUCCGGAGGCAGCAGGAGGAUAAGGAGAUCCAGAUGAAGGGCAUCAUCAGCAGGCUGAUGUCAGUUGAGGAGGAGUUAAAGAAGGACCAUGCAGAAAUGCAGGCUGCUGUGGACUCCAAGCAGAAGAUUAUCGAUGCACAGGAGAAACGCAUUGCUUCCCUGGAUGCUGCCAACGCACGGUUAAUGAGUGCCCUUACUCAGCUCAAAGAGAGGUACAGCAUGCAGACACGUAAUGGGAUCUCCCCCACAAACCCAACUAAAUUGCAGAUUACAGAGAAUGGCGAAUUCAGAAACAGCAGUAAUUGUUAACCCGCGGAGGGAGCCGCAGGAGGAGGCCACAGAGACCGUGCAGCAGCAGGCGUGAGCUCCAGAGAACGGCUGCUCCCCCUGAGGACCCCGCUCCUUACUGCGGACGGCGCUUGACUGAGCCUCUGUGGGAGAUGCUAAUGCCAGCACAUUGAGGGGACGGAAAGAUCGAGUGUGAGAUGAGUGGCAUAAGGAAAUAACAUAUAUUUGAGCAUUGCUGUCACUGUUGGAUUUCAAUCAGUGUUUAAUGGUUAAACAAAAGUUACCUUUUUUCCUUCUAAACUGCCCAAAGGAUACACCUCACCCCUCCCAGCAAGGACUAACGUCCUUGUCAUUGCAGUAAGCGACACAAAGGGAGCUGGGCAGAGCCUGCAGCAGGCAGGGGCCCAGUAAAGUCCAGUUAAAGGGUGCUGCUGGAUGUAGCUGUACGAGGGAUGCAGCACCCGCUCCUCCUGUGACUCCCCUGGAUCACAGCCCUCUCCCAAAGCAAGCCCCGAGCCCAGCCCAGCCUCCUUAUGUGGCUUUUGUGAGGCCACUGGCUGCCCACAGGGGCCUGGCAGGAGGAUUAGUGCUGCAUUAACUCCAGCAGAGAGGGAGCACAGUCCAGAUGAGGGCAGGGCACAGGCUGGGUGCUGGAGCAGCCAAAGGGGUGCUGCAGGGCAGCGAGAGGGGCAUUGCCGGGGGUCCCUGGGCAGCCCAGGGGAGCAGAGCAAGCCCAGGGCUCUGGCAUGCAAGUGGAGGGAGGAGCUGGCACCUGAACAGCGACCUGAUGCCUCUCUACAGCUUCUGCUCGCACAAGUAAUGGGGAAGAGCCUGUGUAAGCCAUAGCCCCGGGGCGCUGCCGUCCUGCCCUGCCCAUCACUUCCAGCCACAGAAUAAAGAAAUGCUGCCUGAGCUUGGUCCCGAGCUGUGAAUGAGGAGCAGGGGCUGGAUUUCCUGUGCCCGGUGCGGUAGAGGGGGAGCGAGGGGCUAUGUGCACUCACAGCUUCUUGUGUGCAGAGGGGUCGUUUGGGGGUGUGAUGCUCUGUGCAGAGAUUGUUACUGUUUCUGGGGAGAAAAACAGACAAAGAAGAAAAAAAAAAGCCCUGAAGACCCAUGAAGAUCGGUAAUUGUAUUUCUUUUCUUUCACAGUAUGCAUUAGAAAAAAAAAGAUCCCAUUUUCUGGAAUACUGUCCUCUUUAAAUUGGGAAUGAGCACUGCAUGGAAAUUAACCGGCUCGAAGAAUGUAAAACAUGGUCAUAAGGGAGUAACCACCAAGAACAGCAGCCACCAGCGAAAGGCCCCUUGUCAGGAGCACUGUGCAGGCAUAAGCCAGGAUUAGACUUUCCCAGCUGCUGAGACGCAGAUCCCGGCACAUUCCCGUUGUGCUCAGCGGAGGGGUCACCUCCUUAACGGGGGAUCGCGCCGCCACGGUGUGUUUGUUGGGUUGUGGUUGUUCUAAGGUAGCACUUCAUGACUCCCACUCUCAGAGCAGGUCACUCGUAACCAAGAGCCCCAGGGCUCUCUCUGAGAUACGGAUGACAGUGUACAGUGUACAGGACCUCUGCCUGUUCCUCCCACUAAGGUUUAUUACACUGCUCAACGCCUCUCCUAGCUCCUCCUGCCAUGUGUAAAUGUACAAAGGGACUAGGAUGCUCACUGAGCUCUGCACAGCUCAGGUACCGUCUCCAGCCUCACCCCACCUAGGCUGCCUGAGCAGGACACUUUGCCAGUAAGCUCUGCAUUGCCAUGCUGCCCCACAGGCUCAUUCACAGCAUUCACCACAUGCAGUUGUUUUCACAGCUAAAGAUGAUGCCUUUUGUUCCCAAACGCUUUUCUGUUCCCGGGAAGCCCUGGGCCGAGCUGGGUACGGUUUGGUCCAUGGAGGCGAGGACGCGGUGCACUGAGGUCUGUGCACACCACCAGCCCUGCAGUGUGGUGCGGGCACAGCAGACCCCAGCUGGAGCUCAGAGCACAGGAAUAAGUGUUUAUGACAGAGACAAGCACAGCUGGCUUGGAAGAACAACACCAAACUGACAAGGUUCCAACUGGAGAAAGACCCAGGCAGGUUAGGAGCACACAGGGUACUGUGAACCCUCGGGUACGUACACUUACAUCUGCCAUUGCCUCAAAUACAUGGUAACAACCCUGCAAAAAACGCGACUGUUUUAAGCCACUGUUGCCCUGAGAUGUGUGUUUAGAGCUGAUGGGGUCUGAGAUCCAAAUAUUUGUGUUGCAGAGAUGGGAAUUUGCCAAGAGAGAAAGAACAUGAGGAAUGGAAACGAGCAGGGCCUGGGACGGGUGGUGCGGUCCCAUUCAGACACGGAUGCGAUGCUGGGAUGCAGUCAGUGGGAUAAAGAAACACCCACAAAACAAUUGUUUAGUCCUGGAGCUCAGCACCCCACAAUUCAGGCUCCUCAAGCCCAAGGCAAGGCCCUGCUCCCCCUGCCCCAUCUGUCACAAGCUCCUGGUUAUCUGGGAUGUACCAGGCACUGCACACACAUUGUUCUGCUGAACCAGCAGGAACACUGAAAUCCUGCCCCAAAGAGUCAUUAGAACCUUAGAAGUUCCAGUGCCAGCACCUCUGGAGCUGCAGCUCAGGCUCCUGAGCCGGUAUGAAAAGAAAUCCCACAGGACAUAGGCUCCUGGCAGUAGAUCCCUUCCAUUCCUCCCCAUUCCCUCCCAUCUCCUUCCCUGCAACUAUCAACAACUAGACCUAACCGUGACCCUCUCGUGAGCAGGUUCUGGGGUAGGUUUGCAGCUCCAGGCUCAGUUCUGUCACUUCACUUUGUGUUUCUGUUAUUUAUGGACUGUACAUGGAUGGGGGGGGUGUGCACACGAGCACAGCAAUACCAGAGGCAAGCCCAAGUGGUGUUUGCAGCUCUGGAGCAAAGCUCCAUCCCAAAUGUUUCCUGAGCGGCUCCAGUUCCUUUCUCGUUCUUGUGCUUCCUCCAGUAAGAGGCUGUUCUGGUGCAACCGCAUCCGAGUGUAAAUGAGACACAAUCACACUCGGGUUUUUAUCUUAAUACAAGUCUUAAUAGUUUGGGGUCAAUGUUCUCCGUGUUGACUGUACCGUAUCUAUCUCACUAACAGGUGUACAUAGUAACCGCUGGUGCUGCUUGUUCGGGCAGGAUUUGGCUGUAUCUCACUGCUGUUUUGGAGAGGGGGGACUCAAGCUUCCAAAUCUGGAUCCACACCCCCAGGUUUAUGAUUUCAGCCUCCUCCCCUUGGGGAUCUGAGGGAAGGGGCAGGGAGAGAAGCCAGGGAUCCAGAUUUGGGGCUGGCCCACCCCAAGGAUUCUGUUGUACGAGUUUUGAUUUGGGGUUUUGUUAAACUGUAGUGAAUGCUUGUCAAAAAUGAGCAAAGUUUCAUGUGAAGGGGAUGAAAUGGACUGACCAGUAUCCCAAGGUCUCUGCAGACGCAAGUGUCAUCGUUGUGGACAGGGAUUAUGGCUUCAGUGCCAAAAGAUCGGAAGGAUCCAAGUUCUUCCCCAUGCCAACUAAUACUACAUUGUAGUCACCAGCCCCUUUUGCACCAGUUUAAGCAAACCCUGCUGCCAUCCAAAGAGUCCUGCAUCACUGCACUGUCAUUUGAGUCUGACUGGGUUUGUUUCCUGCUUCUGCAGUUGUAAAGCACUGAUUGCACUGUGAGAACAAGCUGAAUCCUUGGGGCUGGGAGCCAGCCCCAUAGGCUGCUGCAGGGUGCAGAACACUGGUCCUGCUACUACAGAUAUUCCUAAAGGGCAAAGGGACUUGCUGGCCCUAAGCAAGGCAUCACAGGCUCUCCUAGGAAAGCAGCUGGCACAUAAUCAAUCAUUCCCAAAGCUCAGAGUGCUCUCAGCUUUUCCCUGUUACUGAUACCCAUACCCAGAUGCAAUAGGAAACACACUGAGGUCUGCUCUGUGAUGAACAAGGAGAGAACUCUUCAUCACCAGAGGUGAUGUGUUCAUCCAGAACAGCCACAGUGUAUUCCAUGGGUCUGACCUGCAAGGGGCUCAUUGCAGCCUGUGACCCCCAGGAGAUGCUGUCCCCAGCAGUGUCCAGCCUGGUCACUGCUCUGUCCAUAGCACACAGCUGUGCCUGGAGGAAGAGAGGCAGAAAGCCCAAAGGGAACAACUGUCCCUGGGCUGAGCUCCCCCAGUAUCCCCCUUCCCAGCCCAGGCGCUGUUGGGAUCAGUGCUCACAGCAAUCCCAGCCUGACCCACUCAGACCUCAUGGCCACCACAAGAUCCCUUCAGUAGCCAUGGGAAGGGGCAUCUCCAUCUCCAAGCAGGUCUUUGGCUGCUGAGCCUGAGGCUUGGCCUUGUGGCCCCUGCCCUGCACAGGUACCUGCUGCUGCCUUCUCUUCCCAUGGGGAAUGUGACACAUGGAGAGGGAGCAGAGAGCAGCACAUCAGCACACAGCUCCUGGGCUUUACAAACCAAAUCCAACCUCGAGGGCAUUGCACAACAUCCAGACCAACCAUGCUUGGGAAGAGGUGUCACAGUCAAGCACUGACUUCCACAGAUACCCAAGCUGUGACACUGCUGUAAAUGCCAUGUGGUUCUACAUCAGCUACCAGUACCCCAGAGUGCAGCCUCCAUGCUCACAUAUUCCUUUAUCAUACAUCACUGUGUCUUAAGAUAUACCUCUCUCUGUAUAUCUGCUUAGGCUGAUACUCGUUCCUGAUAAGCAGUCACUAUGUUUUAUAUCCUCUUAUAAAGAAAAACAAACCUUCUUUUGUAAGUAUGUUUAAAAACCAAGCAAAGUGGAAGUGUUUGCUGAACCUCCUUCAGCUCCUUUUAAACUAUGUAAUAAUGUACAGAGAAAGUUGUUGGUGUUCAAAGCAAUGAUGUGGCCGUGCAAUUUAUGUACAUUUGCAAUUAGAAAUAUUAAAGAUUUAUUUAGAUAUUUUACACAA